This is a messenger RNA of Corythoichthys intestinalis (scribbled pipefish), 3259 nucleotides long. RefSeq names its product inhibitor of nuclear factor kappa-B kinase subunit alpha-like. The transcript is spliced from 23 exons. The coding region runs from base 374 to 2665 and encodes 763 amino acids. Gene Ontology annotation, biological process: positive regulation of transcription by RNA polymerase II; peptidyl-serine phosphorylation; tumor necrosis factor-mediated signaling pathway. The record is from RefSeq and is a predicted model, not a curated record. Gene Ontology annotation, cellular component: IkappaB kinase complex; cytoplasm. Lineage: Eukaryota; Metazoa; Chordata; Actinopteri; Syngnathiformes; Syngnathidae. Gene Ontology annotation, molecular function: IkappaB kinase activity; ATP binding.
GGUUAGAUGAUGCCUUCAAUGCCAGUUAAAAAAGCACGUCAAACAAAUCAGGUUUUCUUUGUAUUCCGGUCUUAUUCCGAGUUUUACUUCCGGGCCGCGAAUUUUCUUCAUACAUCGCGGAUAAAGUGUCAUCGUGGACGGCACAUCCAGAAAGUUGAGAAGGAAAGUCCUGAGCGGGCGGGCGGUCGCAGUGAGUGCAGUCGACUUGCUAGGACGUUGUCAACCGGAGAAAACGGAACAACAACAUCAACAAAGAGACGAGUGUUGUCAGUCUUGAUGUAGGACGUCGAGCGACAACGGUGCAGUCUGUUCGUCUGCCUGCCUGCCUGCCUGCCUGCCUUCCUGCCUUCCUCCUGACCCGUGCGUCGGCACGAUGGAGAAGCCUCCGUUCCGACACAGCAACCACAAGUGCGGCGACUGGGAGUUGAAGGAGCGGCUGGGAAUGGGGGGCUUUGCCCACGUUUACCUGUACCAGCAUCACGUGAGCGGCGACAAGCUGGCGGUAAAGAUGUGCCGACUGGAACUGACGCCCAGGAACAAGGACCGCUGGAGCCGAGAGAUCCAGAUCAUGAAGAAGUUGAACCACAUCAACGUAGUGACGGCGCGAGACGUCCCCGAAGAAAUCAACUUGAUCGCCUUGAACGAUCUGCCGCUGCUCGCCAUGGAGUUCUGCUCGCACGGCGACCUCCGCAAGGUUCUGAGCAGGCCGGAGAACUGCUGCGGUCUGAAGGAAAGCGACGUCCUGGCUCUGCUCAACGACGUCGGUUCCGGCAUCCGGUACCUGCACGAAAACAAGAUCAUCCACCGCGACCUGAAGCCCGAGAACAUCGUGCUGCAGGAAGUCAACGGCAAGCUGGUGCACAAGAUUAUCGACCUGGGCUACGCCAAAGACUUGGACCAGGGCAGCCUGUGCACGUCCUUCGUGGGCACGCUGCAGUACCUGGCGCCCGAGCUGUUUGAGAACAAAGCGUACACGGUCAGCGUGGACUACUGGAGCUUCGGGACCAUGAUCUUCGAGUGCAGCUGCGGCUUCAGGCCCUUCCUGCACAACCUGCAGCCGGUGCAGUGGGCCAGCAAGGUACGCAACAAGGGGCCCAAGGACAUCAUGGCAGUGGAGGAAGCCAAUGGAGAAGUGCGCUUCUCCACGCAUCUGCCGUACCCCAACAAUCUGAGCAGGACGCUGCUGGAGCCCAUGGAAGCGCUGUUGCAGCUGAUGCUGAAGUGGGACCCCGUCCACAGGGGAGGCGGCGUCCACCCCGAAAGCAAGAAGCCGCUCUGCUUCGACCUCCUGGAUCAGAUCCUCGCCAUGAAGGUAGUGCACGUCCUUAACAUGACCACGGCCCAGGUGCAUUCCUUCCGGCUGGCGCCCGACGAGUCGCUGCACGCCCUGCAGAAACGCGUGGAGGCGGAAAGCGGGAUCCACGUGGCCCACCAGGAGCUGCUGCAGGAGACGGGCGUGUCCCUGGACCCCCGCAAGCCGGCGGCGCAGUGCGUCCUGGACGGCGUGCGAGGGUGGGACGCCUACAUGGUGUACCUGUUCGACAAGAGCGCCAGCGAGUACUCGGGUCCGUUGAGCGCCAGGCAGCUGCCCGAUAAGGUCAACGCCAUCGUCCAGGAGGCUCGGACGCCGAUGCCGCUGGCCGUUCUGAAGAAGGUCUGGGCCGAGGCGCUCAGCUACAUCUGCGGCCUGAAGGACGACUACAGCCGCCUGUUCCAAGGCCAGCGCGCCGCCAUGUUGAGUCUCCUGCGUUACAACACCAACCUGACGCGCUGUAAAAACAGCAUGUUCGGGUUCUCCCAGCAGCUAAAAGCCAAGCUGGACUUCUUCCGUAGCAGCAUCCAGUACGACCUGGAAAAGUACAGCGACCAGAUGCACUACGGCAUCUCGUCGGAGAAGAUGCUGAAGGCCUGGCAGGAGAACGAGGAGCGAGCGGCCGCCUUUGCUCAGGUGGCGGAGGUGAGCCACCUGGACGACGAGAUCAUGGCUCUGCACUCGGAGAUCGUGGAGCUGCAGCGGAGUCCUUACGCGCGGCGCCAAGGAGACAAGAUGGAGCAGCUGGAGGAGCGAGCCACGGAGCUCUACAAGCAGCUGAAGAUGAAAUGUAAAGUGCCGGACGCGGACCUGAGCGGCGACAGUUCGGAGAUGGUCAAGGCCAUUGUCCAGACGGUGAAAAACCAGGACAAGGUGCUGAAAGAUCUCUACGCGCACCUCAGUAAGAUCCUGAGCAGCAAACAGAAAAUCAUCGACCUGUUCCCGCGUAUCGAGAAGACCUUAGAGAGCAUCAAAGAAGCGGACAACACCGUCAUGCAGAUGCAGAUAAAGCGCCAGCGGGAGUUCUGGCACCUCCUCAAGAUCGCUUGCGCGCAGAACUCCACGCGAGACUCCUCGGCGGCCGGUCCCGAGUCGGCCGACCUCCCUCCGGCGUCCCGGUGGGGCCGGUCGGCCCCGCCCGCCGGCGCUCCUCAUCCGCUCACCUCGCUGCCGGGACCCGACGACAGUGACGCCGCACCCCGCCUGCUGCAGGAAACCCAGAAAUACCUGAGUCACUUGAACAGCCUCAUGCAGGAAGCGGCGGACGAGCAGGCCAAAAGCAUGGUGGAUCAAGACUGGAGUUGGACCAAGUACGAGACAUUAAGCGGCAAAUUAAAGAAGAGGAACGCGUGAGAGGACGGGUGACCUUUGAACCUGAGAGGUGCCGGUCAUUUUCUUCGACCUUCACGUGACGUCGGGCUUCGGCGUUAACCCUCUCUGUGCCGUUCCACGUCAAUUGAAAUGAGUUUGUCACUAGUAAAUGUCCGUUCAACUCAUGAGUUUAUCACUUGGAGUUUGUCCUCUAGUAAUAAACUCAAGAGAAUGAACGAAUGGCCCGGGCGCGGCCAUGUUGGUAGGGGCAAUGUUCACGCAUUGACAUUUAAAUGAAGUUCAUUCUCAAGCCAACUUUGCCACGGGCAGCGCUAGGCGUCCCGUCCAUUUGAAGCGGGAGGGGUUGCCGUCUACUAGCGAUAAACUCAUCUGUCGGUCGCGCCCCAGGCCAGAGGGAAAACACAUUUUACGACGAGUUACCAAAACAGUCGGCCGGGAAACGGAAAGUCACAACGGCGACGGAUCCCAAACUUUCACGGACCGAUCGACGACGGCGCGCCGGGACCGAGCGAACGCGUCGCUAGCGCUGCGCGUUUGACAAAAACACGUCUGGCAGAAAAAUCCUUUUAAUUUAACGGAUUGUUUUUCAAGGCGGAAUAAAAGAAAUGGAUGCCG